AUGAAAUAAUGAUUUUCGUGAACAGAAGUAGGUGAUAUCCACGAGCAGAGCCGAAGGUGUUGCACAAAGUGGGGAUGUUGGCGUCGGGUGGCAGAGUAAGUUCAGUUUCGUUCUGCGUCUCAUCCAGACUGGAAUCACGGUGAUGAGCGUGCCGGCAGUUUAAGAAUCGUAUCGCAGUAGCCUGAUCGAUAUACGCGACAAUUCGAGAGACUGCAGUUGUGCGUGACUAUAAAUUGGAAGAAAUUUUUCCAUCAAGAAGUGGAACGAAAUCGAUCCAAAAAACGAGGACGCUGAACUGAUGAACCUAAUCUCCUUUCUUACUUCCGCAAAUUACAAUUUCUAAUCACUGACCUGAAUUGAAUGUCGUCAACUUUCAAGGACAAAAAUUGUGCAAGGAUGCAAGCUGAGAAGACAGACACGGAAGAGAAAAACGAUACGAAGUUAGAGAACGUGGAGUCCGAGAAAAACGAGGUCAAGGAGGAGAAAAACGGAGCCAGCAACGAAAACAGCGAAGAAGCGGUGACGACGAAAGCGUCGAACUUGAAGAUCGAGGAUGAGACCGGAAGCUCGACGCCCAGCAGCCCCGGCGCCAGCCAGCCGGGCAGCUUUUUGGCAAAUUUCAAGGCGUUCUCGAAAUUUGGUGACCCGAAAAGCGACGGGAAGCUGAUCACGCUUAGUCAGAGCGAUAAGUGGAUGAAGCAGGCUAAGGUGAUCGAUGGGAAGAAGAUCACUACUACUGAUACAGGGAUUUAUUUUAAGAAACACAAAUCUAUGAAGCUGGGCAUCGAACAGUACAAAUCAUUCUUGGAAGAGUUAGCCAAGAGCAAGAAGGUCGAUCUGACGGAGAUGAAGAAGAAAAUGGCGAACUGUGGUCCUCCGGGAGUCACUAGCGGCGCUGGUGCUGCAGGCAAAGCCGCGUCCACAGUGGACAGACUAACAGACGUGAGCAGGUACACAGGCUCCCACAAGCAACGUUUCGACGAGACCGGGAAAGGCAAAGGAAUCGCUGGUCGAAAGGAUCUGCCCGAUCAAUCCGGUUACGUGCAGGGUUACCAAAACAAAGACACCUACAACAAGGCUCACUAGCCUCGAAUCGCGUGCUUCUGUGAUGUCUUCGACACUCUGUUGUCCCGUCCACGUACUUCACACGAACCGUAUCGCGUUCUCGCCUCGUCUUCGUGUUCGUUCUUCCAGCUCAUUAAAAAUGAACACCCAGCUGACAAUCACCAUAGAACGAAUCCUUCAUCUCCACGAGGCGAUCACGCGCGUAAAACACCGAUCGGCGACUUUCUUCUUCGGGGACGCUCUUCUUGCAAAUACGCUGCAUUUAGAUCGUUGCGAACGUUCGCACGAGUACGAUAAAUUAUAAUUCGCAUUUCGACGAAGUUACACGCGGAGCUGACUCUUCCAUACGCUUUAAAGAUUGAAAGCAAUUAACAUGUACAAGAGAUCGUGUGCGAGAUAUUUAUUCUUACGAUAUACGUAAUAGAUUAAAGUGUACUUAAAAUGGCCGCCUGCGGCGGCGAGCUUACGACCAAAAUGACUCGGUACUAACUCUCGAGGAUAUUUCAGAAACUUAUUCACUUUUCGAGGACACGUUUGCGAGAGAUUUUAUUUUGUUAGAAAAAAGUAUUCUAUUUUGUUUCCUUAUGUCGGACGCAGCAGGUGCGUCAUUUAACGUUUAUUAGAACAAGUUUAACAAAGCUUUCGCAAUAAUGUCUUCAACGCAUUAAUAAACGCACUUUACGAGUUCUCUCUAAUCGAUGUACACUAAGGGACAGAUGUUCCGGAUGGCCCGAUAUUUCGAACAAUAAAGACGAGUUUAACGAA
Messenger RNA from Megachile rotundata (alfalfa leafcutting bee), 1830 nucleotides. RefSeq names its product tubulin polymerization-promoting protein ringmaker (gene ringer). Gene Ontology annotation, molecular function: tubulin binding. The record is from RefSeq and is a predicted model, not a curated record. Lineage: Eukaryota; Metazoa; Arthropoda; Insecta; Hymenoptera; Megachilidae. Gene Ontology annotation, cellular component: microtubule. Gene Ontology annotation, biological process: positive regulation of protein polymerization; microtubule polymerization; microtubule bundle formation.